Cercospora beticola is the source of this 6172-nucleotide messenger RNA. RefSeq names its product DNA-directed RNA polymerase II core subunit RPO21 (gene RPO21). Gene Ontology annotation, cellular component: RNA polymerase II, core complex. Gene Ontology annotation, biological process: transcription by RNA polymerase II. Gene Ontology annotation, molecular function: DNA binding. The record is from RefSeq and is a predicted model, not a curated record. NCBI's taxonomy places the organism in Eukaryota, Fungi, Ascomycota, Dothideomycetes, Mycosphaerellales, Mycosphaerellaceae.
CACAACACCCACCCUCCACCGCGACAACAUCAUCGACUCCGCCUGGUUCGCGUGCGGAAUCGCUGUCAUCGAGACACACUGCCACGGGAGGACAACUCGCGCGCUCUUUCGGUCGCUGGCGGGCCACGAUUGACACCACGAGCCGCACGUCACGGUCGCACCACACCCAUUCUUACCGCGCCAACUGCGCCGCCAUUUCAUCCGCGAGCAUCGACGAACCACGCAUAUCGGCGAAAGAACGGCGCGACGGAGUGGUUUUGAGUGUCUGAGGCGCGGCGCCCGCCUUCACGAGGCUGCGCGGUGUUGACAGGGGAGUGAGGUGGCGGAUAGCGAGCGAAGGCAGUGGAGAGCGCACGAAGCGCAUCGAUUCGCACCACGACAAGGCGCGACUCUGAUUGAGAUUUGGAGACGGCCAGCACGCUGCUCGAUCGACUCGCGAACACAGCUGUUUCACCUACCCAACCGCGAACAUGGCGAACUUCGUGCAUUCGGACGCGCCCCUCAAGACGGUGCAGGAGAUCCAAUUCGGACUCUUCUCGCCCGAAGAGAUUAAGAGCAUGAGUGUCUGUCACAUCGAGUAUCCCGAGACCAUGGACGAGCAGCGCAAUCGCCCACGCGAGAAGGGUUUGAAUGACCCCAAGCUCGGCACGAUCGACCGCGGCCAGAUGUGCGCCACUUGCGGUGAAAGCCAGACAGAAUGCCCCGGGCAUUUUGGCCACAUCGAGCUGGCGGUCCCCGUCUACCACGUUGGGUUCAUCACCAAGAUCAAGAAGAUCCUUGAGUCGGUCUGUCACAACUGUGGAAAGCUUUUGGAAGAUGAACGCAACCCACAGUUUGCGCGCGCCAUCAGACUUCGUGAUCCAAAGCAACGCUUCCACAGAAUCACGCAGCUGUGCAAGCCGAAGAUGGAUUGUCAACCAGACGAGGCGGAGUCUGAAGAUAAAAACUUUGGUGAAGACCCGAAGAAGCCCAAGGCUCCUGGCCACGGUGGUUGCGGCAACGUACAGCCCACCAUUCGCAAAGAUCAGUUGAAGCUGGUUGGCACCUGGAAACUGCCCAAGAAUGAGGAUACUGGAGAGGACGCGGGCCCAGAGAAGAGAGUCAUCACUCCUCUUCAGGCACUGCAGGUCUUUCGUCUGAUUCCUGAGAUCGAUCUUCAACGCUUAGGUCUGAAUUUGGACUAUGCACGACCAGAGUGGAUGAUCUUGACUGUGCUACCGGUGCCACCGCCAGCUGUGCGGCCCAGCAUUUCUGUGGACGGCACCAGCCAAGGCAUGCGAUCUGAGGACGACUUGACUUACAAACUGUCCGACAUCAUUCGCGCCAACUCGAACGUGCGGAGAGCAGAGCAAGAAGGCUCUCCUGCUCACAUCACGGAAGAGUUCACUCAACUCCUGCAGUACCACGUGGCCACUUACAUGGACAACGAUAUUGCCGGACUGCCCAAAUCUAUUCAGAAGUCUGGUCGCCCCCUCAAGGCCAUUCGUGCUCGUCUCAAGUCGAAGGAGGGUCGUCUGCGUGGUAACCUGAUGGGUAAGCGUGUCGACUUCUCCGCACGUACUGUCAUCACUGGAGACCCAAAUCUGGAUCUCGACCAAGUCGGUGUUCCUCGAUCUACAGCAAGAAUCUUGACAUUCCCAGAGCGUGUCACAGACUACAACAAGCGCAAGCUGACAGAACUCGUACGGAACGGUCCCAGCGAGCAUCCUGGAGCGAAGCACAUCAUUCGCGAUGACGGUUCGAGAGUCGACUUGCGCUACCACAAGCGUGCAGGAGAGAUCGAGCUUCAAAAUGGAUGGAUUGUCGAGCGCCACAUCGUCGACGGUGAUUAUAUCAUCUUCAACCGUCAGCCGUCGUUGCACAAGGAAUCCAUGAUGGGUCACAGAGUCAAGGUGAUGCCGUACUCGACUUUCCGCCUCAAUCUUUCGGUCACGUCACCAUAUAACGCCGAUUUCGAUGGAGAUGAGAUGAACUUGCACGUGCCACAAAGUCACGAGACGAGAGCGGAGGUGGCCAAUCUCUGCGCUGUGCCGCACAAUAUUGUGUCACCGCAGAAGAACGGCCCUCUGAUGGGUAUCGUGCAAGACACCAUGGCAGGUAUCUACAUGAUGACCAAGCGAGACACCAUGAUGGACUAUGAGCAGGUUAUGAACAUCCUGCUCUGGGUACCCAACUGGGACGGCGUUGUGCCUCCACCUGCGAUUCUCAAGCCAGUACCACGUUGGACUGGCAAGCAAAUCGCCUCCUUGGCUCUGCCAUCUGGACUCAACAUCAUGAAGAUUGGCGACGAUGAGGACCACAUCUCCCUUGCCGAAGCCGAUUCGUCGAUCCUGAUUCAGAAUGGCGAGCUCAUCUGGGGCCGUCUCACAAAGAAGCUUGUCGGUGCAUCGGGAGGUGGUGUCGUCCAUCUCAUCUUCAAUGACCGGGGGACUGAUGCCACCGUCGAGUUCUUCAACGCAGCUCAACGAAUUGUCUGCUAUUGGCUGUUGCACAACGGCUUCAGUGUUGGUAUUGGAGACACUGUUCCAGACGCAGACAUGGUCUUGGCCAUCGAACAGAACAUCGUCAAAGAGAAGGCCAUCGUCGAUGGCUACAUGCGUGAGGUGCAAUCAGACGAGAUGGAAGCACUUCCAGGUAUGACCAUUCGGGAGACCUUCGAGUCGCAAACGAAGGCCGCGCUCGAUAACGCCCGUAACAAUGCCGGUGAUGCGGCUUACAAGGGCAUGAAGCCGUGCAACAACGUUGGAGUCAUGGUCAAGGGUGGUUCCAAAGGCUCGACUACCAACGUCUCUCAAAUGACUGCAGCUGUGGGCCAGCAGUCGCUCGAAGGCAAGCGCCUUCCCUUUGGUUUCAAGGACCGUGUCUUGCCACAUUUUCCGAAGGAUGAUUACUCGCCGGCAUCUAGAGGAUUCGUCGAGAACUCUUACCUUCGCGGUCUCACACCUCAGGAGUUCUUCUUCCACGCAAUGGGUGGUCGUGAGGGUCUGAUCGAUACUGCUGUCAAGACCGCUGAAACCGGAUACAUUCAGCGUCGUCUCGUGAAGGCUCUGGAGGAGAUCAUGAUCAAGUACGAUGGUACCGUCCGCAACUCUCUGGGCGACAUUUUGCAGUUCGUCUACGGCGAAGACGGUUUGGACGCCACUUUCAUCGAAGGCCAGGCGCUGUCGAUCAUCAAGCAGUCACACUCUGCCUUCGAUAAGAAGUACAAGAUUGAUGUCAUCAACCCAACGAGCAAGAACCAGACGCUAUCGCCCAACGUCCUCGAGACCGCUGGUGAGCUGCAAGGUGAUGUCGAGGUGCAAGAACUGUUCGACCAGGAGUACGAGGCCAUCAGAAAUGAUCGUAUCAAGAUUCGUCAAGGUCUGGACGAUCCUUCUGAUCAGCGUUUCCUGCCGCUGAACAUCUCCCGCAUGAUUCAAAACGCGAGAGACAAGUUCAAGAUCAACGACAACAGCAAGAGCGAUCUCGAUCCUCGUGAGACUAUCCCUAAAGUCGCGGCUCUGCUCGACAGGCUCAAGAUCAUUCGUGGCGAUGAUGCGCUGACACUGGAAGCUGAUCUGAAUGCCACACUCCUGUGCAAGGCUCUCUUCAGAUCGAGAUUGGCUUUCAAGCGCCUUGUCAACGAAGACAAGCUCAGCAAACUUGCACUUGACAACAUCUUGGGCGACAUUGAGAAUCGCUUCUUGCGUGCUUUGGUCAGUCCGGGAGAGAUGGUCGGUGUCCUCGCUGCACAAUCCAUUGGUGAACCUGCCACUCAGAUGACGCUCAAUACGUUCCAUUUGGCUGGUGUCACUGCAAAGACGACUACAAAGGGUGUGCCGCGUCUCAAGGAGAUUCUGAACGUUGCCGACAACAUCAAGACACCCAACAUGAGGGUGUACCAAGAAGCGCAUAACACAACCAAGCAAGACGCCGCCAAACUUCUUCGGUCCAAGGUUGAAUUCACCAGCUUACGUAAUGUUACUGACGCGGCAGAAAUCUACUAUGAUCCUGAUGUGCGAGACACGGUUAUCGACGAAGAUCGGGACAUGGUCACCUCGUACUUCAUCGUCCCAGAUGACGCGGAGAACCCAGAUGCUCAAAGCAAGUGGAUGUUGCGAUUUGUGCUCGGUCGACGACAAUUGCUCGAUAAGGGUCUGACCGUCACGGACGUCGCGCACAAGAUCCAGGAGACCUACCAGAAGGAUGUGGCUGUCAUUUUCUCUGACGACAACUCCGAUGAGAUGGUGAUCCGCGUGCGUAUGGUGCAUGGAGCCGACAAAGACGAUGAGGGCACAGAGACCAACGAGGAUGACACGUUGAAGCAACUGUCUGAACACAUGCUUGACAACGUCGUCCUGCGCGGAGUUGCUGGCAUCCGACGUGUGUUCGUGUCCAAGGAUCUGAGCAUGGUCGAGGAGGCCGACGGCAAGCUGGUCAAGAGCAAGAACGACAAAGCCUGCGAAGAAUGGUACCUCGACACAGAUGGCAUCAAUCUCAAGAAUGUCCUCGCCGUCGAUGGCGUGGACAGCACCCGCACGACUUGUAACCACUUCCAGUCAAUUAGGGAUGUUUUCGGCAUUGAGGCUGUGCGAGCUUCCUUGAUGCGCGAAUUGAAGGACGUGCUCACCAACGAUGGUUCGUACGUCAACCACCGACACAUGGCUAUUCUUUGCGACGUCAUGUGCGCACGAGGCGAGCUGAUGGCCGUCACGAGACACGGUAUCAAUAAGGCCGACACUGGUGCCCUUAUGCGUUGCUCUUUCGAAGAGACUGUCGAAAUUCUGUUCGAUGCCGCUUCUUCUGGCGAACUGGAUGACUGUCGAGGUGUUUCCGAGAACAUCAUUCUUGGCCAGCUCGCUCCAAGCGGAACUGGUGAAUUUGACGUUCUGCUCGACACUGAGAUGCUCAAGGGCGUCGUUCAAAAGACCCAUGCGAUGCCAAUGGGCGUCGGUGGCGGCGCCAUGUCUCCAAUGGCAGAGGGAGCGAUGACCCCGUACGACAUGGGCUCGCCGAUGUCUGAGAGCGGCUUUGCUGGUCCUGACUAUGGCGCGUCCUUCUCACCGAUCAUCAAUCCUGGCCAGGACGAGGGCGGUGGUCUUACUGCCUAUGGCGGUGGCUUGGAUGGUGGCAUGAGCCCAUACAGAGGCGGUAUGAGUCCAGGUUACGCGCCUCAGAGCCCCUUCAGCGGCAUGUCUCCUGUCUCCCCAGGCUACGCCGGCGGAUAUUCGCCAACGAGUCCGAGCUACGGUGGUGGCUAUUCGCCCACCUCACCGGGAGUCACUCUCACGAGUCCUGCAUAUCAGAUGGGCUCUCCUUCAGGGCAAUAUUCGCCCGCAUCACCGGCCUACAGUCCAACGAGCCCGAGCUACUCGCCUUCGUCUCCAACUUGGUCUGGUAGCGGUGGCAGCAAGGUGUCUCCUACCUCGCCGAACUAUUCGCCAACGAGCCCAUCCUAUUCGCCCACGUCACCGAAUUACAGUCCCUCCAGUCCAAACUUUUCUCCAACAUCACCAAUGGCUGGCAGCGCGACUUCUCCGAAAUAUUCUCCCACUUCGCCGCAAUACUCGCCCACGUCACCGCAGUACUCUCCCACCUCACCUGCUUACGGUGGCAGAGGUGGCGCAAGCAGCACUUCGCCAACCUCGCCCGGCUACAGUCCUACAUCGCCUCAGUGGUCGCCCACAUCCCCCAGCGCGAACAAAGCCUCGCCAACCUCUCCGCAAUAUUCACCAACCUCUCCUCAGUACUCUCCCAAUUCUCCAAAAGAGUGAUCGAUGCAUAAUUAUUUUAAACAGCGAAAUCACUGUGCUUUUGCACAUGUACUAUACAUCCAGCGUUCAGCAUUGCGACCGGAGUUUGUUUUCUUGGACAUAGAGAAAGAUGAAGCGAAUCGAGAAAAAACCACACGAUGAGAGGAUGGGAGGAAGAUACAAUGGGCGAAUUGCGCGCAGCGACACAUGCUGCUGAAAGUUUUUGAUGUCUUGUUGCGCGUCUUACGGAGGACGUUGGGCGCCCGUCUUUAUGCUGCGCGAGGUUGACACUCGGCUAAUGCGAUAGUACCGGUGGAUGAGACCUUGAGGAUUACACACAUGACGCAACUGGUGAUGCGGGCUGGAUAGCAGAUCCGAAGACACGCCAGAGAUGAGAUAAAAUGAAAAUGCAAAUGCAGCGAGAGCUGCUUGAGUGCAAC